CACCACUACUGGGAAGUAGGAACAAUGGCGGCGGGGCCUGGUGUUUCUAUGCAGAGCUGCAGCCCUGCGAGAGAACUGUCUAAUGCGGUUCAGCCCGGAGGAAAUCAGGCCCACCUGGACCGGGCCAAACCAGAAGAGGCGACAGAAGCAGAGAAGCAGAGUCGCAUGACUGCUCUGCUGGAGAGGCUUCAUGCCAAACACAAUGCCUCUCGACCAUGGCAGGAGACCUGCAAGGUUGUGCGGCAGGCCAUGGAGAAACGAGGCGGGAUGAAUACAGCAGGUCAUCAGCUCCUGCUCAACUGCUUGGAGACGUUGCAGAAAGCCCUGAAAGUCUCAUCCCUGCCCUCCAUGACAGAUCGCCUUGAAUCCAUUGCGCGGCAAAACAUGUUGGGCUCUCACCUCAGCCCAUCAGGGACAGAGUGCUACAUCACAUCCGACAUGUUUUAUGUGGAGGUGCAGCUUGACACCAGUGGUCAGCUAGUGGACGUCAAAGUGGCUCAUCAGGGAGAAAACCCCACGAGUUGUCCCGAGCUGAUUCAACAUUUAAGGGAAAAGAACUUUGAAGAGUUUUCUAAACAUCUCAAGGGACUGGUUGAAUUAUACAAGCUUCCUGGGGACAAUAAGCUGAAAACCAAGAUGUAUAUUGCACUGCAGUCAUUGGAGCUUGAUCUCACCAAGAUGAUGCACAUGUUUAGGUUAGCGACCAAUGCUAAUACCGUGGAAACUAUUCUUCAUGGGAGUGUGGGCCUGCUGACAGCCAGGAGUGGGGGGCAUCUUGUUUCCCUUCAGUGUUACGUGUCUCCUUAUGAUAUAUUUGAGGAGGGAACAGGCACACAGCUCAACUUAACAGACAGCAACGUGCCACGUUCUUUGGGUGUCAGUGUCUCGGUGACUAUCGAGGGAACCUCUGCUGUCUACAAACUCCCUAUCGCUCCACUCAUCACUGGAUCCCACCCAGUUGACAACAAAGGGACACCUUCUUUCUCCACUGUGACCAACUCCAACUGUGUGGACCUGCCAGCUUGUUUUUUCCUCAAGAUGAACCGGCCCAUGCCUUUCUCACUCUCCUUUAUUCAGAGACUGGGCAAUGCUACUUCUAUCCCAGUGUUUGAGACCCCACCCAGCCUCUCACCCCUCUACCAGUUAAUUGUCCAGAGCCAGCUCCAGCUCCAGGAGGAGGGCAGCACUCCACCACCACCCUCACACAACAUGCACUUUUAUUCUGUGUUGCCAGAUCAGCAGCACUGCUACUUCCUGAAUGGUGAUGCACCGGUGCAAGAUGGUCAUUCCCUUCAAGGAGCACUGGUGUCCAAAAUCCCCUUCCGCCACCCAGCACAAGUGCCAUUCCUGUUGGAUAUCAUUCGACACCAGGCAGCCUAUAACACUUUGAUUGGCAGCUGUGUGAAACGAACCACGGUCAAAGAAGACAGUGCAGGCCUGCUGCAGUUUGAAGUGUGUCCUCUUACAGACUCAAGUUUCAGUGUCUCUUUUCAGCACCCGGUCAAUGAGUCAUUAGUCUGUGUGGUGAUGGAAGUGAUUGAUUCCAGACAGGUAGCCUGCAAGCUAUAUAAAGGACUGUCAGAUGCUCUGAUUUGCACAGAUGAAUUCAUCACUAAAGUGGUCCAGAGAUGCAUGUCUAUCCCUGUAACCAUGCGGGCCAUUCGGAGGAAAGCAGAGACCAUCCAGGCAGACACUCCAGCCCUCUCAUUAAUUGCACAAACAGUGGAGACCAUGGUGAAGAAUAACCUGCCACGGUCCGAUAGUCCCACCUUUAACAUGGUAACAGGAGAUGUAGCUAAUCCUAUGGGAUUGCCUGGUCUCACAGGGGGCAACACACCUACUGGAGGAGGACCUCCUGGUGGACCUAAUUUUACAAGUCCCAUCGCUUCUCUGUUUGGGAUGUCCCGAACGGAGAGACCACCCCAAGGAGGAGAGUGCCUGACCCCUGCAGGGGUCGCCGGGCAGCAACAAUUGCAGCAACAACACCAGCAAGGACAAGGACAUUCAGAUGACUACAGCAAAGUCACCCAGAAUCCCAUACUGACAAGUUUAUUACAGAUAACUGGAAGUGUGGGUUCAAGUCCAAGCUCCCAGAAUGCACCACCACCUCACCAAACUCCACCACCAACAUCUUCUCCUGCCAGCAACACCAAGAAUCACCCCAUGUUGAUGAACUUGUUGAAGGACAAUCCCUCACAAGAUUUUGCCACACUGUAUGGUUCUAGUCCAUUAGAGAGACAGAAUUCUUCAUCUGGUUCUCCGAGGACGGAGGCCACGGGUGGAACUUGCAGUUCUAAGAUGAAGAAGAAGCGGCCGCGGGGCACUGAAAAGGGUGGUGUGUUGCCUGGAACAGGUCCAGGUGUUGGAGGUAGUGGUUUGGGCAUAAAAUCACAACAAGCAUCUUCCAUGCCACAACACCACCAACACCAUCCGGCCUCUCACGAAGACGAUUUCCACCGCGAACUACUCUCCAUGGACGUGGACGCAUCUCAAAAUUCUAUCUUUGAUGUUAACCUCACUGGUGAUGGCCUAGACACACCCCAUAGCAUCACUCCAGCGCCUAGCCAAUGUGGGACGCCACCCUCUGGCCCCAGCAUGCCUUAUACACAAUCUCAUGUCCAAUCUCAGCAACAGCAAGCACCAGGUUCUGUGCCCACUCACAAUGUCCACCUCUCAAGUUCUGAUAGCAUUGGAGCUGAUAUUACAGACAUCUUGUCAGAUUUACCUGAGCAGACUGGAAAGGGCAGCAGUGGGAACCAGCACCCCAUGGGCAGUGGUGGUGAGGAUGGAGGCCCCUUAGGUACCCCCAUACGUGACUCCUCCAGCUCGGGUCAGGGUAGCGCAGUAUUUGACUCUGCAGAUAUUUUCAAUACCAACAGCAAUGAGAAUCCUUUCUCAGAUGCUGCUGACCUCAUUGCUGAAGCAACUGCAGCCACUCCAACCAGUGACUCUUCAUCCACCAACUUUUUCCCUGAUGCUGCUGACUUCAAUCCAGAUCUCCUGACCUCAGGCCAUGGGUUCUCUCAAAGCUACUUUGAGGAUAGUUCUCCAAGUGCCGAUGGAGACAUGGACCUGAUCAAGGGUUUCGGCGAAAAUAGCCAGCAGAAUACCCCAUCAGGAACACCGCAGAAUCCCACUUCUCACGGACAGAGCACCCCUGAGCCCUCACUCAAGGAUCCUUUUGAAAUGGCGAUGGUUUUUGGAGGCAACAGUGGUAGUGGUAAACCACUUGGACAAGCGCCUGAUUUAGGAGACACACAUGGAGGAGGGUCCCAGAGCCCCCUCAUGAUGGGCCUCGGAGCAGCAUGUGGUGAUUUUAAAAGUGCAGAACCCAAAGUUAAACCACCGAGUUUCAUGCGCACAAAGGAUGAAAAUGGGGGUAGCGGGGGGAGUAGCUCUGGGUUGGGGAUGGGGAGCAGCUCAGCAGAGGGCAAACAAGUCAAACGUAGCAGGACCCCAUCCAGUGAGGGAAAGUCUAAAGACAAGCCUCCCAAACGGAAAAAGCUGGAUACCGAUGGGAAGUCCCCAUCUCACAGUUCAGGAGGGCGGCCGUAUACACCUCCUAGUGGUGGCUCGGGUUCUGGGGGAAGCAUAAGUGGAGGCGGCUCCAAGUCUCCUGGUAGUUCAGGGCGCUCACAAACUCCCCCUGGGGGUGCAACACCUCCAAUUCCCAAAAUCACGAUUCAAAUCCCAAAAGGGAUAACUGGGGGUAAAACCUCAUCUCAUAGUGGAUACACCUCCAGCAGUUCAGCCACAAGCAACACAGGGAGUGCAGGAGGAACAAGCAGCAGCAAAAGCCAUCAUUCACACUCAUCAUCCUCUGGGAAGAUCAAGUCCAAGGAAGGCUCCAUGACACAAGGCAGCAGCUCCAAGCCUGGGAGUUCAGGGGGUGGAGGUGGCCAAUCACAGUCUAAAAGCUCCUCCCAAGGAAUGGGUGUUGGCAAACCAGGAUCUUCUCCAAUCACCAAGCAUGGGCUUUCGGGGCCUGGAGCAUCUGGUGGUGGAAUUGGAAGUGGAAAUAAAAUUAAACCUCAAGGUGGCAAGCCUUCUGGGUCACUUAUGAAUCCAAACAUAAAGCCAAAUAUCUCUCCUUCACAUUCUCGCUCCAGUGGCUCUGGCGACAAAUUGUCCUCUCCUAUGAAAAUGCAGCAGUCCCAGGUUCCUGGAACUCCUCCUUCCAAGGCUAAAUCCCCAAUGGGCUCAGGAGGUGUCAGCUCUGGAGGGUCCAAGUCAUCUUCUGGUGGAGGUAUGAGCUCCCAGAAGCCAAGUGGUGGGAGCUCUUCUUCAGGUUCGGCAUCCUCUUCGUCAUCCUCCAGCUCCUCAUCAUCAUCUGGUUCCAUGAGCUUCUCAGGAGGCUCCCAGUCUCAGUAUGGGAGUGGUGGCGGUGGUGGAAGUGGAGGGGGAGGAGGAGGAAGUGGCGGUGGAGGAGGUGGCAGCGGGGGCGGAAGUGGUGGUGGAAGUGGAGGUAGCGGAGGGGCUGGUCAAAACAAUGCAAAUAACCCCAAUGCCAAAGGGAAGUCUCCAAGUCGCAACAAGAAACCCUCUCUAACUGCAGUCAUAGACAAACUGAAGAGCGUGGGUGGUGGAGGAGUUGGGGAGGAUGGUUGUGAGGUCGGUCCACCGGUGGGGGGACCUGGUUCAGCAUCUGCUCCUGGUGGUGGACCUGGAAAUGUUCCCAGUGGACCUUCAAACAUGGGUCCCUCUAAACACAGCUCAUCCUCUCAAAGUGGCGAGUAUAAGCGUGAAAAGUCUGACAAAGAGGCAAAAGCAAAAGUGAUGGUUUCAGGGGGUAACAGUGGGGAUAAAAAGCUGAUGGACCCCAAAACAAGUGGGGUGGGUGGGAACACUCUGGCCAAAAUUAUCAUUAGUAAGCCAGAUGGUGGCUCGCCGAGCAUCAAGGCUAAAGUGACCCUUCAGAAAGCAGGGGAAGGAUCUGGUGACUCGAUGCGACCCCAGAUUUCCAGCCUCAAAGCUUCCCCUCUCUUCAGUGGCUCUACUCCCAAACACGACCGCUCUUCCCCCAGCCACAGCCGCUCGCCGGGAUACACCCCCCUCAACCACGACAGCGAGAGCGAGUCAGGCAGCAGCUCGGUGGCGGAGAAGUCUCACCAGAACAGCCCCAGCUCAGAUGACGACCAGACCAUCCGCCCGCUUCCCCCGCAGGACUACAUGAGCUCCAUCCCCCUCAGCUCGGGGGAGAAGCACAAGAAACACAAGAAGGAGAAGAAGAAGCAGAAGGAGAGGGAACGAGACAGGGACAGGGACAGAGAACGGGACAGAGACAAAGAGAAAAAGAAGUCGUCUAUGUCCAUGGGGCCGUCCUCGCAUCCGCUUAAAGCAGACAGUUGGUCACGGUCGCCCAUCUCGGCUUCAGAGUCGUCGUUGUCCAUGCUCGGUUCUGAACGCCCGUCCCGACCCAGCCCCAUGUACAUGAGGAACGAAGACGAUGACCUCAUGGACUCGGCCCUCACUGGCAACCUUUAAUUUGGCUGAGAAAGGUUGCUGUUUUGCUGUCCCACUUUUAACACAAGCUUUUUAACACGCAAAGUGAACUUCUAUUUAUUUAACUCCAGCCACAAAUUGGGACUGGAUGUAAGAAUAUUUGUGGCACACAAGCUCUGGGCGUUCAUUGCUCUGUUCAAGUUGUGUUUUAAUGUCAUAUUUUACCGUAUGAAUAUCCAUGUAUAAUGUCAGGGGGGAUUGAGAUGCCAGUUUGUAUGAAAGCGGGUGCUGCACAUCCAAAGCUGCCUCAGAAUACCAGCUCCCCUUUUGGCAUUUCUGAGGGAGUUGCUUUAAACAGUAUAUUAUAGUCAUAUAACAUUAUUUCUGUCUUUUCCUGUGAUGUCAGACUGUUUUUACUGUUAGUAAAUGUUCAUGUCUCUCUCAGAUCUUCAGUGUGCACAUGUUGCUAAAAACAUGCCGGAUUGUUAUGAUGCAGCUUGAUGCUUAAAAGAAACAAAAAAAAAAAGUAUUGUAAAGUGAGAAGGGUGCAGUGUUCAGUUGCCUUCUUUUUCAGAUACAACUGGGAGUUUUUAGGUUUUGAUACAUUUUAAACUGUUAAUGUGUAAAUUAGUGUAGGUAAAGAAGACAACCGGUGAUGAGGGGGAACAGAAGGAAAGAAUUAUGCUGUAAAAACAUUUUUAACUGUAGAAAUCUUUGGAAGCUUGGAAUAAACAUUUCACUUCUUGGGAAGAAAAAGAAA
Messenger RNA from Mugil cephalus (flathead mullet), 6202 nucleotides. It is a transcript of the gene med1, whose product is annotated as mediator complex subunit 1. Gene Ontology annotation, cellular component: mediator complex. NCBI's taxonomy places the organism in Eukaryota, Metazoa, Chordata, Actinopteri, Mugiliformes, Mugilidae. The record is from RefSeq and is a predicted model, not a curated record. Bases 25 to 5484 code for a protein of 1819 amino acids. Gene Ontology annotation, molecular function: nuclear vitamin D receptor binding; nuclear retinoic acid receptor binding; nuclear thyroid hormone receptor binding. Gene Ontology annotation, biological process: regulation of transcription by RNA polymerase II; cellular response to thyroid hormone stimulus. The transcript is spliced from 16 exons.